This is a messenger RNA of Aegilops tauschii subsp. strangulata, 1514 nucleotides long. The record is from RefSeq and is a predicted model, not a curated record. Lineage: Eukaryota; Viridiplantae; Streptophyta; Magnoliopsida; Poales; Poaceae.
GUGGCCCCAAUUCAAUACCGGCAGAAUGAAGGAUGCCGAAGAACUCAUCCAACAUUUUCUUCAUGGUUUAGAUGAAGAGGAAGAUGAAGCACGAAGAUGAAGCACGUCAACCUUCAAUGGAUGCUUCAAAGAAGGUCACAAUUGUUAAUUCUAUCUUUGCGGGCGAGGAGUCUAGUGCUAUAUCCAGCACAGAAUAUGUACACGGUUCCGAUAAACGUGAAAGGACCCUUCUAUUCCGACUGCCAAUUCCACAUAGGAAGCACCAUGCUGUAGCUUCCAGAAGCAACAAUAAAGCUGAUGCUGAGGUGCAUGGUGGUGAUGAUCCUGUAUCAAUUGAGCAUUGCUUCUCUUUGUACACUGAGAAAGAGUUGAUACCUGAUUGGUUCUGUCGGUCUUGCACUGAUACAGCUAAUACAAACACAUCUGAAACAAAAACUGUCGUGGAGUCAGGUGGUGACGAUAACCAAAAUAACCAGAAACAGGAAACAACAAAAGUUUCCAGAGCUGCAAGGAAAAGACUGCUUAUAACCAGAGCUCCAGAUGUAAUGGUGGUUAGUUUGAUGAGGCAACAAAGUGCUCCUAAUAUUGUUGGGUAUGUUAAAUUGGAAGGACAUGUGCGCUUCAAGGAGAUUCUUGAUAUGCAGCCAUACAUGGACAAAAGGUACUGUUUUCUAAUGCCUUUUGAAUUCUAUGUUAUAGAAGUGGUUUGGUCUCCCAUUGAUUUGCCGCGCCCACUCAUUCAUCCAUCAACCCCUUCAGUUUUGAUCCCCUUUCAGAUGCAAGAUUAACACAUGCAUAUGAUUGCAUCAGUAAUUAAGGCACUACCCAUUUUUAAUAGUCUUGUUCGGAUGGAUAAGAAAUCAUUUUACCUGAAUCUGAAAAAUUGUUUGACCGACUAUUGUAGGAAAAAACAUUCCUUGACUGACUGAAUAUAGAUCCAUGCAUCAACCACAGUCAUAGCGCAGUGUUAGGAACUACUCCAGCUAUUUGCAAGCAUGAAUCAUUAACUAAUUAAUAAAUAUAACUCAAAGUUAAAACUAUAAUCAAUAAAAACCAAUCGUUUGUCCAAAUUAAAAAAUAGAAACUGGUAUAAUUGAAGUUAGCUUAGUUUAAUUAGGUCCAUACGCAUGAAAAAGCGGGAGCAGAUAGAUUAGCUAGGAUCCAUGACAUGAAAAUGAACUAUAAUUUUUGACUUAGUAUUCUUUUGUCCCUCGUCGGCGACAAACAAAGGCAUGCAUACUUUCUCUUCCUAGUUUUGAAAAUGAACCAUUAAUUAACUAACUCUAUACAUUCCCAGCUCCCUCCCUAACCAAAGAAGAUGUUCAACCACUACCUAGCUACUAAUCAUCCUUAUGUAGUUCCAGACAAUUAUUUAGGCUGAACUGGGUGUGGAUAUUUUCGAAUUUGGCAUCCCAGUAUUUGUGAUGUAUGAGUGGGCGAUAGUUCUAUACAGCUCUACGACUGCUUUGGUCAUCACUAUUUCCUGUAAUUUUCAGAUUUGACGAGAAUGACAA